Alosa sapidissima (American shad) is the source of this 1357-nucleotide messenger RNA. Its product is annotated as 4-galactosyl-N-acetylglucosaminide 3-alpha-L-fucosyltransferase 9-like. Gene Ontology annotation, cellular component: membrane. The coding region runs from base 89 to 1210 and encodes 373 amino acids. The record is from RefSeq and is a predicted model, not a curated record. NCBI's taxonomy places the organism in Eukaryota, Metazoa, Chordata, Actinopteri, Clupeiformes, Clupeidae. Gene Ontology annotation, molecular function: alpha-(1->3)-fucosyltransferase activity. The transcript is spliced from 2 exons.
GAUUUACCUACACCUUCCAGGACAUUUAUAGACCAGCUUUGGAACUGUUGUGUUUGUUGCUUUGACCACACAUUGCAUUUCUCAGCAAAUGUUGGCAAUGACUUCUACGACCACUGACGUCAAGAAAGUGCUUUUCUACAUCGUUUUUGCUGCUUGUGUACUGAUAACUAUGCCGCUGUUUUUAUACUCCAUUGGCAAUCAGUCAUCCACAGUCUGUCCAAAUUAUUUCACAAAGGUACCUAAUGUGACUGUGGCAAAGCCAGAGAAACCCAUUCUUUUGAUCUGGUUGUGGCCGCAGGGUGUCAAAUUUGACUUCAAAGACUGCAAAACCUAUUUCAACAUAGACAGCUGCGUUCUCACAGAUGAUCGCUCCCUGUACCGUGCUGCAGAUGGAGUUGUCUUCUAUCAUAAGACCAUCGCAUGGGAUCUCAACAAUCUUCCUAAGGAUCCACGACCAGCAUUCCAAAAGUGGAUCUGGUACAAUGUUGAAUCUCCAACCAACACUGCCAGAAAAGCUGGAUUGGAUGGAUUGUUCAAUCUCACUUUGACCUACAGACGAGAUUUAGACAUUACUACUCGCUAUGAACUGAGCAUUGUGAGAAGUCAGGAACAAUUUGUGCUUCCACAGAAAAAACAAAUUGUUUGCUGGAUUGCAAGCAAUAACAUUCCAGGGACCGGUGCAUCAACCCGACUGAACUAUUACCAUGAACUAAAGAAGCAUAUUGAUGUGAAAGUAUAUGGUCAAGCUGUCUCAGGGGCAACUUUUCUAAGGUAUGAAGACUAUUACUCUACCAUUGCUAGCUGCAAAUUUUACCUGGCCUUUGAGAACUCUAUUCAUGAGGACUACAUCACAGAAAAGUUAAAUGGACCAAUGGUCAGUGGGACUGUGCCAGUAGUUUUAGGUGCGUCCAGGGAGAACUGUGAACAGUUUAUUCCCGCAGACUCGUUCAUCCAUGUGGAUGACUUCCCUAAUCCAAAAGCUUUGGCUGAGUACCUGCAUCAGUUGAAUCAGAACGAAGACAUGUAUAUGCGUUUCUUUGCAUGGAGGAAAUACUUCAGAGCUACACCUCAUCUUCUAACAACACACAAUGAAUUUACACAGCCCAUCUGCGCUGCCUGUGCCCAUAUUGCUGAAGACAACACCUAUAAUGUGGUCCAUGAUCUGUUCUGGUGGUUCCAUAAAAAUAUUGCUGGGCACCAGUGGAAAUGAGAUGGUAAGAUCUCUAAAAGCUCUUAGCAGAUGCAUAAAAAAACAGUUAAAGGACGAAACUUUGAUUUUUGUCUUUUAGUCUUUCAGAGUCCUCGCCAGCUUCAAUUUUACAUGACCUGAAUGUAUUUAAUGCAAAAAGUUAAGAUG